This is a messenger RNA of Zophobas morio, 439 nucleotides long. RefSeq lists its product as uncharacterized. The coding region runs from base 116 to 358 and encodes 80 amino acids. Lineage: Eukaryota; Metazoa; Arthropoda; Insecta; Coleoptera; Tenebrionidae. The transcript is spliced from 3 exons. The record is from RefSeq and is a predicted model, not a curated record.
AAGCAGGGCACGGACAACUUGUCAGUGUCAGUUGAUUGACAGUUCUAGACCCUGGUUCUAGAGUCCAGCAAUAGAAAAAUUCUUUCUGAAAGCAAUUAACAACAAUUAAGAAAGCAUGUCUGAUGCUGUAAGCAAAACACCCAAGCCUCAGUUGAGAGGACUUUUGCACAACCAGAUCAAGCGGAAUCUCAUCUGGGCAUGUGGUAUGUGCUUCGUAGCAGCAGUGGCCCAAAAGUUUUUGGUGAAUGACCACAGGCAGAACAUCUACGCCGAGUUUUACAAGAAGUAUGAUAUCAACAAGGAGUUCAACAAGAUCAGGAACAAGGGAUUGUUUGACUCAUGUGAACCCGAUAAUUAGACACGAUGUGUGUUCGGGAGGAUUAGAUCUGAUCUUGUAGGUUAAUUUUGUUUAUUUGCGAAUAAAAUCUAGUAAAAGUAG